GCUAGUAUUAUCGCCGGUAAUUGGCUACAGCAAAGAGUGAGGAAAAUGGCCGCCAGUACCUCUUUAGUCCCUGUAUCGGUGACGGCUGUUGUGAUGCCCGGCCUGUCCACGAACGCGGAUUUCUCAGAUUUGCGGGAAAUUAAAAAGCAGUUGCUGCUUAUUGCCGGCCUUACUCGGGAGCGGGGCCUGCUGCACAGUAGCAAGUGGUCCGCGGAGUUGGCCUUCUCUCUGCCCGCGUUGCCUCUGGCCGAGCUGCAGCCGCCGCCGCCUAUUACAGAGGAGGAUGCCCAGGAUAUGGAUGCUUACACCUUGGCCAAGGCCUACUUUGAUGUUAAAGAGUAUGAUCGCGCAGCGCAUUUUCUGCAUGGCUGUAAUAGCAAGAAAGCCUAUUUCCUGUAUAUGUAUUCCAGAUAUCUGUCUGGAGAGAAAAAGAAGGAUGAUGAAACAGUUGAUAGCCUAGGUCCCUUGGAGAAAGGACAAGUAAAAAAUGAGGCUCUUAGAGAAUUAAGAGUGGAGCUCAGCAAAAAACAUCAAGCUCGGGAACUUGAUGGAUUUGGCCUUUAUCUGUAUGGUGUGGUGCUUCGAAAGCUGGACUUGGUGAAAGAGGCCAUUGAUGUGUUUGUGGAAGCUACUCACGUUCUUCCUUUGCACUGGGGAGCCUGGUUAGAACUCUGUAACCUGAUCACUGACAAAGAAAUGCUGAAGUUCCUGUCUUUGCCAGACACCUGGAUGAAAGAGUUUUUUCUGGCCCAUAUAUACACAGAGUUGCAGUUGAUAGAGGAGGCCCUACAAAAGUAUCAGAAUCUCAUUGAUGUGGGCUUUUCUAAGAGCUCAUAUAUUGUUUCCCAAAUUGCAGUUGCCUAUCACAAUAUCAGAGAUAUUGACAAAGCCCUCUCCAUUUUUAAUGAGCUAAGGAAACAAGACCCUUACAGGAUUGAAAAUAUGGACACAUUCUCCAACCUUCUUUAUGUCAGGAGCAUGAAAUCUGAGUUGAGUUAUCUGGCUCAUAACCUCUGUGAAAUUGAUAAAUAUCGUGUAGAGACAUGCUGUGUAAUUGGCAAUUAUUAUAGUUUACGUUCUCAGCAUGAGAAAGCAGCCUUGUAUUUCCAGAGAGCCUUGAAACUGAAUCCUCGGUAUCUUGGGGCCUGGACGCUGAUGGGGCAUGAGUACAUGGAGAUGAAGAAUACCUCUGCUGCCAUCCAGGCUUAUCGACAUGCCAUAGAGGUCAACAAGCGGGACUAUAGAGCUUGGUAUGGCCUUGGGCAGACUUAUGAAAUCCUUAAGAUGCCAUUUUACUGCCUUUAUUAUUACAGACGGGCCCACCAGCUUCGGCCCAAUGAUUCUCGAAUGCUGGUUGCAUUAGGAGAAUGUUAUGAGAAACUCAAUCAACUAGUGGAAGCCAAAAAGUGUUAUUGGAGAGCAUAUGCCGUGGGAGAUGUAGAGAAAAUGGCUCUGGUGAAGCUGGCAAAGCUUCAUGAGCAGCUGACGGAAUCAGAACAGGCUGCCCAGUGUUACAUUAAGUACAUCCAAGACAUCUAUUCCUGUGGGGAAAUAGUGGAACACUUGGAGGAAAGCACAGCUUUCCGUUAUCUGGCCCAGUACUAUUUUAAGUGCAAGUUGUGGGAUGAAGCUUCAACUUGUGCCCAAAAGUGUUGUGCAUUCAAUGAUACCCGUGAAGAAGGAAAGGCCUUGCUUCGGCAAAUCCUGCAGCUGCGGAACCAAGGCGAGACUCCUACAACUGAGAUGCCUGCUCCCUUUUUCCUCCCUGCCUCACUGUCUGCUAACAACACUCCCACACGCAGAGUGUCUCCACUCAACUUGUCUUCUGUCACACCAUAGCAGGCUGCUUUCAAGACAGCACUUUGCUACACCUGUGUUAAGCCUUACCUCCAUAUAAAGAACAGCCAUAUCUGUUCUCCCGAGGACUGCAGCUCUUCUCAUUUCUACAGAUGGAAACAGCUCCCUGGGGACAAUUUAUCACCUUCAGAGGCAGACAGAAGAAUACUGGCAGGAGCACAUACUGUCUUUUGCCAGUUAGAAGCACUUCUAUCUCCCUUCUGCUCAGUGACUAUAGAUUUUUGCCCUUCUUCUACCCCACCCCUCACCCUCCAAUCCCUGUUAUAGCACUUUAAUACAGACAAUGCUACAGGAACAAGGUUUUAAUGCUAGGCGUGGGGCAGGCAAGGAAGGGAGAGACCUAUCAUUCCAGCAGUAGGGGCACUAAAUGCCCUAGGAAGGAGUUAGGGCAGGAGGCAGAAACCACCUCUUGAAUUUGCUGAGCAUGGCCUCUAUUUUGAUGUCAGAGAAUAGGUUUAAAUGGAGUCGAGUUAAAUUUGUUCUUAUUUUACAAGAUAAGUCUUCAAAAGUUUUGAAAAGGGGUCUUCUAAAACCUUUCAAAUUGAAAGUAACUGGUUGAAUAUAAAAGAAAAACCCAUUAGGCAUGAACUAUUGUUGCCCCAUUCAGAGGGCAAAGAUGGCUUUAGUAUUAGCAGUACUCCUACCAAAGCAAAGCUAGAAGCAGGAUUACAAACAAUGUCAUGAAUAUUUGCAGGUAACCUGGUGUGGUACUGGGGAUUGAACCCAGGGUCUUCAUACUGAGCCGCAUCUCCAGCCCUUUUUAAAAAUUGUUUGAGGGCUUGAGAUUUAGUUGUGAUGCUGCCGCUGCCACCGCCGCCUCACAAGUGCAAGGUUCCUAGUUUGUUCCCCAGUAUCAAAAAAAAUUUUUUUGUUUUUGUUUGAGAAAGGAUCUCUCUCACUAGUCACAUUACACAGGCUGGGCUGGGACUUGUAAUCCUCCUGCUUUGGCUUCCUGCAGUGCUGGGAUUAGAGGUGUGCACUGCUACCAUGCCCAGCCAUGCUGGUCUGUUUUAAUAAACACUUGAUGGUAUUUUCCCCCUUGUGUCCAAAAGAAUUUUUUUAGACUUAAAUGUAUAGACAAGGUAAAAAGUCAUUGUUUCGUGCUCUAAGAGGGUUUCAGGUCUUUGCACGCACGAUCAGUAGACACUGAGUGCUGUACUGUAAUGAAUCCUAGAUGCUGUGGAUCAUUCUGAGCCCAGGAUUUAGCUGGGUGUGGUGGGACACACUUGGGAGGCAGCCUGGGCUACAUAGUUCAAGGCCAGCCUGAACUACAGAAGGACCCUAUCUCAAAACAAAGUGUUUGAGUCUUGAUUUUUCUGCCCUUUUUUAAUGAUUUUGUUAAAUUUGG
Messenger RNA from Fukomys damarensis (Damara mole-rat), 3205 nucleotides. It is a transcript of the gene Cdc23, whose product is annotated as cell division cycle 23. Gene Ontology annotation, molecular function: protein binding. Gene Ontology annotation, cellular component: anaphase-promoting complex. The record is from RefSeq and is a predicted model, not a curated record. NCBI's taxonomy places the organism in Eukaryota, Metazoa, Chordata, Mammalia, Rodentia, Bathyergidae. The transcript has 16 exons. The coding region runs from base 46 to 1839 and encodes 597 amino acids. Gene Ontology annotation, biological process: cell division.